CAUGGCGGCGCCGGCGGGCCGGAGCGUGGUGUUCGUCACGGGCAACGCCAAGAAGCUCGAGGAGGUCGUGCAGAUCCUGGGCGACUCCUUCCCGCACAAGCUGGUGGCCCGCAAGAUAGACCUGCCGGAGUACCAGGGCGAGCCGGACGAGAUCUCCGUGCAGAAGUGCCGCGAGGCGGCGCGCCAGGUGCGCGCGCCCGUCAUCGUGGAGGACACCUGCCUGUGCUUCAACGCGCUCGGCGGCCUCCCGGGGCCCUACAUAAAAUGGUUCCUGGAGAAACUCAAACCUGAAGGUCUGUACAAGCUGCUAGCUGGCUUUGAGGACAAGUCUGCCUAUGCUCUCUGUACCUUCGCGUUCAGUCCUGGAAACCCGGAGGAGCCAGUGAAGCUCUUCAAAGGCCAGACACACGGGCUGAUAGUGGAGCCCAGAGGCCCUAGAGACUUUGGCUGGGAUCCCUGCUUUCAGCCUGAUGGCUAUGAACAGACUUACGCUGAGCUGCCCAAGGCAGUGAAGAACUCGAUCUCACACCGUUACAGAGCACUGAGCGAGCUUUCCACCUUCUUUAUCCAGAACAACUCGACAGACGCCCCAGACUGCCUCAGCUAGUGCUCUGCCAGCUGUGGGCGCUGGUGGCUGUGAGAUCCCCUUCCAGAUGAGCCCUUCUAUUAAAACGGCUCAUGCUGGGGCCACAAGGACGUG
Nothoprocta perdicaria is the source of this 700-nucleotide messenger RNA. It is a transcript of the gene ITPA, whose product is annotated as inosine triphosphatase. Gene Ontology annotation, biological process: nucleoside triphosphate catabolic process. Lineage: Eukaryota; Metazoa; Chordata; Aves; Tinamiformes; Tinamidae. Gene Ontology annotation, cellular component: cytoplasm. The transcript has 8 exons. The record is from RefSeq and is a predicted model, not a curated record. The coding region runs from base 2 to 607 and encodes 201 amino acids. Gene Ontology annotation, molecular function: nucleoside triphosphate diphosphatase activity.